This is a messenger RNA of Chinchilla lanigera (long-tailed chinchilla), 1360 nucleotides long. It is a transcript of the gene Zdhhc19, whose product is annotated as zinc finger, DHHC-type containing 19. The coding region runs from base 163 to 1347 and encodes 394 amino acids. The transcript has 8 exons. Gene Ontology annotation, cellular component: Golgi apparatus; endoplasmic reticulum. Gene Ontology annotation, biological process: peptidyl-L-cysteine S-palmitoylation; protein targeting to membrane. Lineage: Eukaryota; Metazoa; Chordata; Mammalia; Rodentia; Chinchillidae. The record is from RefSeq and is a predicted model, not a curated record. Gene Ontology annotation, molecular function: protein-cysteine S-palmitoyltransferase activity.
UGAGGCUUCUUCCCUUCUGUUCUAGGCUAUGGCUUCUGAGGCUGCUGUCACUGUGGAACUCUGAAAGCCAUGAGAGGAGGAGGAGGAGCCUGGUGCCUUUGAUUUUCCUGGGUGGCACAGGAGGACUAGCUGUGCCUAGCUGGGCAGAUCUCAAAGGAUGCCAUGUCCCAUACGAAAGGCCUCCAGUCCCCACCUCUCACCCCAGUUUCCUGGUUCCUCCCAAGCCUGUUCCCUGCCUUCAACGUAGUCCUGCUGGUCACUUUCAGUGGUCUCUUCUUCGCAUUCCCUUGCAGGUGGCUGGCUCAGAGCGGGGGAUGGGUCGUUCCGGCAGUCACAGGCCCCCUCUUCGUCCUCACCUUCUUCAGUCUCAUCUCCCUCAACUUCUCAGACCCUGGCACCUUACAUCAAGGCUCCCUAGAGGACCCCAUGAUGGUCCAUGUGGUGUGGGUGAACCGCAGGGCCUUCCGCCUGCGGUGGUGCCCAAGGUGCUGCUUUCACCGCCCCCCUCGGACCCACCACUGCCCCUGGUGCAACAUCUGUGUGGAGGACUUUGACCACCACUGCAAGUGGGUCAAUAACUGUGUCGGUCACCGCAACUUCCGCGCCUUCCUGCUGCUCGUCGUGUCCCUGUGCCUCUACUCCAGCACCGUGCUGGCCGCCUCCCUGGUGUUCCUGGUGCGCAACAGCCACCUGCCCUUCAACCUGGACAAGGCCAUGGCCCUGGUGGUGGUGAUCCCCUCCGCUGGCUUUCUAGUGCCGCUCUUGGUGCUGCUGGUGAGCCAGGUCCUCUCGGUGAGCACAGCUGAGCACUCCUACGAAGGCCAGUGCAGAGACCUUCAAGGAUACAACCCCUUCAACCAGGGCUGUGCCAGGAACUGGUACCUGACACUCUGUGCACCGCUGGGACCCCGGUACAUGUCUGACGCUGUCUGGCUGCAGAGACCCGUGGGGCCCGAGGGGGUGCCCACGCCAGCCCCGCGCCCACCGCCGUGCCCCUGCGCUCACUGUCACCUACCUCCCCCGGGGACCCCACCCCAGCCUCUGGGCCACUGCCCAGGAAAGGGGCCCCCGGGGGGCGGGGAGGCUGCCACUCUUCAGGAGGCAGGGGAUUGGCUGUGCGCCGAGGGACACACAUUCCCACUCUGUCUAGCUGCCCACUGGCCCUACAUGGCCCCGGAUGCAGGAGACCCCAGGACCAGCCUUGGCCUCCCGCGCCCGCUUCCAUCCCCAGCAAGGCCAGGAGCAUCUGCACCCACUCGUCACCACCUGAGCCCGUCGGAGUUUCAGUGCCCGCCUUGCCCUCUCCCUUGGCAUGAUGUGAGACCAUCCUGCCUGCCAUUAAAUUAGUAUCUUUCUCGGG